UGUGGUGAGAUAAUUGAAAGGAAGAAGAAUCAAGAACCCUCUUUCUGUUUGUGUUUGAAGCUGAGAAGAAGCAAUGAGCGAGGUAGGGAAGCGACAAGGUGGGAGAGGAUUACCUGGGCCUCCAAGAGGCCCACCACCACCACUCUCACGGCCUCGCCUCCUUCAAGACCCCGUCGAUCGCGAAAAGACUUGCCCCCUAUUGCUUCGUGUCUUCACUAAGAUUGGAGGUCACCAUACUAUGGAAGACUUCGCCGUCCGAGGUAAGGAGCCUAAGGAUGAGGUUCAGAUUUAUACCUGGAAGGACGCUACUCUUCGAGAGUUAACUGAUCUUGUCAAAGAAGUAGCUCCGGCUGCAAGAAGGAGAAAUGCAAAGCUCUCAUUUGCUUUUGUGUUUCCUGAUAAAAAUGGUCGUUUCAAAGUGGGUAAGACAUUAUCUUUUGGAAAUGGAAGAUUAGAUGACGGCAAGGCUUUAGCUGAACUUGGUUUUGAGAUUGGUGAUUACUUGGAUGUGGCUAUACUGUAGGUUUGUUGUGGAUGGCAUCUCUUUGUUAUGUUUUGGGCUUCUUACGUGUGAAGGCCUUGAAACACUUAGUCUAUUUCAGAAUUAAAAGACUUGUAUUGAUGCAAUGUUGAGUAGUUAAUGUCAAAUGAACUGAAAAAGGUCCAGUUUCUUUUGGUUUCAAAAAUAGAUUGACAAUUUGAUCAGGCAAAAGGCCCGUUGACCCAUUCUACUACUACUGGUAAAGGGGGCAAAAAAGAAAACUGGGGACGAAAAGGAAUUACCACCUAAUGAGUAAUGCCUAUUAUCACUGUCUUGUAUUUUUGUUCCCUGAAGAUAAAAGGAAGGAUAAUGUUAAAUGGACAAUUUUAAGAUAGACCGAAAGCAA
Molecule: messenger RNA, 887 nt
Organism: Gastrolobium bilobum
Lineage: Eukaryota; Viridiplantae; Streptophyta; Magnoliopsida; Fabales; Fabaceae
Product: histone deacetylase complex subunit SAP18
Exons: 5
Coding region: 74-523 (149 amino acids)
Biological process (GO): negative regulation of DNA-templated transcription
Cellular component (GO): nucleus
Molecular function (GO): transcription factor binding; transcription corepressor activity
Source: RefSeq, a predicted model, not a curated record